Molecule: messenger RNA, 1587 nt
Organism: Penicillium bovifimosum
Lineage: Eukaryota; Fungi; Ascomycota; Eurotiomycetes; Eurotiales; Aspergillaceae
Exons: 7
Coding region: 1-1587 (528 amino acids)
Biological process (GO): carbohydrate transport; transmembrane transport
Cellular component (GO): membrane
Molecular function (GO): carbohydrate:proton symporter activity
Source: RefSeq, a predicted model, not a curated record
AUGGUCGUGGUGGGAAAACAGCGCGAGGAAGACCUUGCCGAGCCGGUGCUGGCUAACUUGCUGAGCGAGGACCGUAUUCCUUGGUACAAGAAGCGGAAUCUGAGAAACCUGUAUUUUGUCUUGUUCCCGGCAUGCAUGGGCAUCGAGAUCACCUCGGGAUUCGACUCGCAGAUCAUCAACACGCCAACGGGUGAUUUUGUCAAUGGACUCCCCGAAUACGCGAUCGAAGAGAACCUCAAGGGCUUCCUGGGUGCUGCGUACUCCCUCGGAGCUAUUCUCUCCCUGCCUUUUGUCCCAUACGUCAACCAAAAAAUCGGACGACGAUGGACGAUCAUGUUUGGUUCCUGCAUAAGCUUAAUCGGAGCCAUCAUCCAGGGCUUCGCCAACGGAUUGGCCAUGUACCUUGUCGCACGUAUUCUUCUAGGGUUCGGAAUUCCGUUCUGUAUUGUCGCCGGGUCCUCUUUAAUCGGAGAACUGGGUUACCCCAAGGAACGACCGAUUCUCACCUCGCUGUUCAACUCCUCAUACUUCAUCGGUCAGGUCAUCGCGGCAUCCGUGGGUCUGGGCACGGUAACCAUUGCGUCCAACUGGGCAUGGCGAAUCCCAUCUCUGCUUCAGAUUGCGCCUGCCAUGAUCCAGGUCGUGACGGUGAUGUUCCUCCCUGAAAGUCCCCGAUACCUGAUCAGCAAAGACCGCCACGAUGAGGCCUACGAAAUUCUCACCAAGUACCAUGCAGAGGGCGACCGCAACUCGGUCAUUGUCAAGGCGGAACUGGCGCAGAUUGAAAGUACCAUCAAGUUGGAGCGCGAAGCUUCGAAGCAAACCUGGGCAGACAUGUUCCGCACCGCCGGUAUGCGUCGUCGACUGUUCAUCUCCGCGUUCCUCGGCCUAUUCACGCAGUGGUCUGGCAACACGCUCAUUUCGUACUAUCUAAGCGACCUCCUGACCAUGGUCGGAAUCACCGACGGCGUAGUCAAAUCCAAGAUCAACAUCGGCAUCGCCUGUUGGGGUCUGGUCUGUGGCACUGCCCUGGCGCUGACGGCCCCUCGCUUCAAGCGUCGACCGGCGUAUCUCGCCUGCGCAAGUGCCAUGUUGUGCGUCUACAUCGGAUGGACAAUCUCCAUGGAACGCUCCCUUAGCACGGGGGCUCAACCCGCAGCCAUCCUAACCAUCUUCUUCAUCUUCGCGUACUCGCCCGCCUACAACCUCGGCUACAAUGCCCUGACCUACACGUAUCUGAUCGAGAUUUUCCCUUACAUGAAUCGGUCACGCGGUCUCUCGUGGUUCCAGUUUUAUGGUCGCGGCGCAAACUUCUUCGCCACCUACGUGAACCCCGUUGGUCUGAAAAGAAUCUCCUGGAGGUGGCUCCUGGUUUAUUGCUGCUGGUUGGCGUUUGAGUUGGUGUUCAUCUACUUCUUCUUCCCCGAAACUUCCGGCCGCACUCUUGAAGAGCUGUCAUUCAUGUUCGAGGGCAAAGAAAAGGCCAAUGAGGUCGCUGCUGCCGUCCACAAACAGCUCGAUGCUGAUGACGAGAAGAAUCAGGAAACGGCACAUGUCGAGGUUCGAGACACCAAGAAUGUUGUUUGA